AUGUCAACACUACCUCGUAGACCAAGUUAUAAUAAGGUCAAUAAAUCAAUUAGAAAACCAAGUUUUUCACUUCCUACAUUAUAUGAUUCAAAUCAUAAAUUUCCAAUACAUGAAAAACCUGAACCUGUAAAAAUAUCAAAUGAAUUACAACAAUUAAAAAAUAAAGUAUUAAAUAAUGAAAGAAUAUCAAAAGAUGAAUAUUUACAAAGUAAUCAUUUUAAAUUUAAAGAAGGUUCAGAAUUAAAAUCAAAAGAAUUACUUGAAAAAUCAACAAAUUAUAUUAAAGAGCUUCAUCCAUUAGUUGCAAUAGAUUGUGAAUCUUAUGAAUUUGAUCAUUCUAAAAUUACAGAAAUAGGAAUAGCUAUAUUACAAUCAACAACAACCACAAUAAUACCUCAAAUAAUUACAUACCACAUAAUAAUAGAAGAAAAUAUCCACAAGAGAAGUCAUAAAUAUGUACCAGAUCAUAAAGAUAAAUAUAUGAAUGGUACAUCAUUAAUAAUGAAUGAAAAAUUAGCAAUAGCUUUUGUAAAUAAAAUUAUACAAAAGUAUCUAUUCAAACUAAAUGGUAUAAUGGUUGGUCAUUCAAUAAAUUCAGAAUUUAAAUAUUUUAAACAUUUAGGUAUAAGUUUACCUCACAACUUAAAAAUAAUAGAUACUUUACAAUUACAUCAAAUAGGUAGAUCAAAUGGUGGAUCAUUAUGGGGAUGUUUAAGAUUAUUAAAUAUUCCUUAUAGUUAUUUACAUAAUGCUGGUAAUGAUGCUUAUUAUACUUUAUUAGUUGCAUUAAGUUAUUGUGAUCCCCAAAUAAGAAUUUUAAAAAAUUUAGAUAUUUAUUCUGAUAGUCCAUUUUUUGGUAAAAAGUCUAGUAAAGAAGUUACUAAUUUUGUUAAAGUUGAUGAUAUUAAUACAAUAGAUAUAUAG
Molecule: messenger RNA, 924 nt
Organism: Lodderomyces pseudojiufengensis
Lineage: Eukaryota; Fungi; Ascomycota; Pichiomycetes; Serinales; Debaryomycetaceae
Exons: 1
Coding region: 1-924 (307 amino acids)
Cellular component (GO): nucleus
Molecular function (GO): nucleic acid binding
Source: RefSeq, a predicted model, not a curated record